AAACGUAAACAAACUUUUGGGAGAUAAAAUUUGAGCCAUUUCUCGGUAUUUGGAGUCGUUUUUGUUGUUUUCGGUGUCAAAAAAGUUCAAAAUUUCCCAAAAAUGACCUCUAAUCACGAGACACCCGACGAAAAUUUCACCUGGACCGAUGCACGUCUCCGCCAACUGAUAUCGCUCGUGAAGCUCGAUCGUCGUCUUUGGCACAACUCCGUGGAAGGAUUUACGGGAAAUCCCGUGAAGCGCGUCGAGCUUUUCGUCGAAAUCGCAAAUCAAAUUGGCACAACAGCCUUCGAGGCGAAUCGGCGGUUCACAACGUUGCGCGAACGCUACGGCAGAGAAAGCAAAAAGCUUCAAAUGGGCAAACAGGACAUCCAAUGGCCCUAUUUCGAGGACAUGAAUUUCCUGAAAGAGGUCAUUCGACGUCGUGACAAACGAAAAAGUGGCGUUCAAACGAUCAAAAAGGAAGAAAUAGACGCAGAGGAGGAACAUUCGCUCGUCGAUGAUCCCCUUUCGGCGGCAGAAUACAUGGAAAUGGUCGACGAAGAGGACAAAAAAGGGAGUUUUCCGCAGGAAAAACGAACUUUUGUGCCAAAAAUGAUGAAUGAAACGCCAGAACCAACGCAAAAUCGAACAGUUUUCUUGAUGACACCCGAAGAGGCGCAAAAAGAAUUGGAUCAAGACGAAGCGGUAGAAGCGGCUUUCAAAUAUUUCACACUUGAACUGCGAAAAAUGGACCAAAUGAAACGCGAAUACUGCAUCGACAAGAUGAUGAUGGCUUUUAUCAACGCAAAAUCAACAUAUCCCCACUAAAAAUCA
Culicoides brevitarsis is the source of this 816-nucleotide messenger RNA. RefSeq lists its product as uncharacterized. The transcript is spliced from 2 exons. The record is from RefSeq and is a predicted model, not a curated record. NCBI's taxonomy places the organism in Eukaryota, Metazoa, Arthropoda, Insecta, Diptera, Ceratopogonidae. Bases 103 to 810 code for a protein of 235 amino acids.